GUUAUCGUUUCACUUUCUUUUUUAUUUUCUCUCUCAAAAGCAGCAAAAACAGAGCACUUUUUUUUCCCUCUAUUAUUCUUCUCUUUGUUUUUUAUUCAUACAAAAAUAUUUUUUUUAAAAUAAAAAUCAUUCUUUAUGUAUAAUACAUAAAAAAAAUUAUUUUUUUCCUGUUGAUAUGUUCUUGAACAAUUUAUAGAUAAAAUUUUAGCUGUCGGUGAGAUUAAUUAGGUAGAGUAUGUUGUCACCGGUGGUGUUUUUGGUGUUUCUAUGUGUAAUUUCUCCGGCGGCGGCGGUGGUGGGUGACGGCGGAAUGACGAUGACGUUGCAGUUAGAAAGGGCUUUUCCGACGAGUCAUGGAGUUGAAUUGAGUCAACUCAAAGCGCGUGACCGAGUUAGACAUGGACGAAUCUUGCAGCAAUUUUCUAAUGGGGUUGUUGAUUUUCCAGUUCAAGGCACUUAUGAUCCAUUUCUUGUUGGGCUUUACUUUACAAGAGUUCAGUUGGGUUCCCCUCCAAAGGAAUUCUAUGUGCAGAUUGAUACUGGAAGUGAUGUGUUGUGGGUUAGUUGUGCGUCUUGUAAUGGUUGCCCAACAUCUAGUGGACUUCAGAUUCAGUUAGAAUUCUUUGAUCCAUCAAGCUCAUCAACAGCUCGACCGAUCUCAUGUUCAGACCAAAGAUGUGCUCUUGGAGAACAAUCUUCUGACUCUGGGUGUUCUACUCGAAAUCAGUGCGGUUAUACAUUCCAAUAUGGUGAUGGCAGUGGGACAUCAGGUUAUUACGUAGCAGAUUUAAUGCAUUUUGAUACAAUCGUGGGGAAUUCUUUGAUGACAAACUCGUCUGCUCCUGUUGUUUUCGGAUGUAGCACAUCACAGACAGGUGACCUAACUAAACCUGACAGAGCAAUUGAUGGGAUCUUUGGAUUUGGGCAGCAGGGCUUGUCGGUUAUCGCACAACUUUCCUCCCAAGGAGUGACCCCAAAUGUGUUUUCCCAUUGCUUGAAAGGAAGUAAUGGCGGAGGUGGUAUCUUGGUGCUAGGUCAGAUUGUGGAGCCAAAUUUAGUUUACACUCCACUUGUCCCAUCACAGCCACAUUACAACUUGAAUCUUGAGACUAUUGCUCUCAAUGGGCAGACAUUGGCCAUUAGUCCACAAGUAUUUGAAACAUCAAGCAACAGGGGAACCAUAGUUGAUUCUGGAACGACUCUGGCUUAUCUUGCUGAAGAAGCUUAUGAAAUUUUUGUUAAUGCUGUCAGUCAGGCUGUUUCACAGAAUGUGCGCCCUCUUGUUGCCAGGGGAAACCAGUGUUAUCUAACCACCUCCAGCGUUGGUGAUAUAUUUCCCAUGGUGAGUUUGAACUUUGCCGGUGGUGCAACAAUGGUAUUAAGGGGUGAGGACUACCUUAUACAGCAAAACUCCAUUGGUGGUGCUGCUGUCUGGUGCAUGGGCUUUCAGAAAAUUCCGGGCCAAGGAUUGACAAUUUUAGGAGACCUUGUUCUGAAAGACAAGAUUAUUGUUUACGAUCUAGCUAGACAACGGAUUGGAUGGGCCAAUUACGAUUGUUCGCAGGCUGUUAAUGUUUCUGCUACCACGAGCAGAGGGAAAACUGAGUAUGUCAAUGCAGGACAGAUCGGUAAUAGUUCACCACGUAACGACCCUUACACGCUGCUAUUAAGUGUCAUUCUAACUUUUGUGUUGCAAGCAAUAGUCUUCGGCACUUACUCAUUCUUGUAACAGUUUGGUAUUGUGGAAGUCAACUGCUAAAUUCUUUCUCAUUUUUGUAUAGCCCUCUGUCCUAUAGUUAUUUAUUUACCGCGGUCGAUAAAGAUUUAGAUUUCUUUCAUAGUAGUAGCCCUAGUUCUGUUGUUUGUUCAGACA
This is a messenger RNA of Solanum stenotomum, 1873 nucleotides long. Its product is annotated as aspartic proteinase 36. Lineage: Eukaryota; Viridiplantae; Streptophyta; Magnoliopsida; Solanales; Solanaceae. Bases 236 to 1729 code for a protein of 497 amino acids. Gene Ontology annotation, molecular function: aspartic-type endopeptidase activity. The transcript has 10 exons. Gene Ontology annotation, biological process: proteolysis. The record is from RefSeq and is a predicted model, not a curated record.